Molecule: messenger RNA, 1391 nt
Organism: Capsella rubella
Lineage: Eukaryota; Viridiplantae; Streptophyta; Magnoliopsida; Brassicales; Brassicaceae
Exons: 1
Coding region: 238-1179 (313 amino acids)
Source: RefSeq, a predicted model, not a curated record
ACUUAAACCCUCGUCAAAAUCGUAUGGGACCAUAGAGACGCACACACACAUGUGAUUAUAAUAAAUAAAAUUUAAUGAUUUUAAUGUGCGAGUAAUAAUCUUUUUAGGGAGAAUACAAGUGUAAGUACCGCCUGACAAAUUUGGUGCGAAUCAAUUAUUUUCCUUCUUCCUAUUUAAAAAAGAGACUUGUCUCUCUUCCCUUCGCUUCACUCCACUUCACUUAAAAGUAGAAAAGCGAUGAUGAAAGCAAACCAAAAGCCGAAACCCCACGCGCCGCCGCGUCCUCUCUUCUCUUGUGGCUUCUUCCGCCGCUGCACACAGUCCGUCCUCAGUCCCACCUCUCCUCACCAGCAGCAACCUCGCCGUAAACCAACAACCACCUCGUCCUCGUCUUCCUCUUCCUCAACCUCAACUUCUCAAAGCUUCACUCAAUGGCGCUUCCCUCAUCACCUUGACCAAACUCCAUCCACCGCUCCAUCUCUUCCUCGGCCUCCUCCACCACCGCCUCUUCCGGUAACCACCACUCUCCAAGAAACAUUCCAGAUCGCAGAGCUUCACCUCACGUCCGUCUCCGAAUCCGACAAGCUCCUAGCUCUGCAGCUACUGGAACGUGUCGUCGUACCCGACCCGCCUUCUGAUCCAACUUGUCCACCGGGUCUCAUGCGAGGCCUCGUCUCUUGCCUUCGCAGCAACAACAAGAUCGUAACGGCCAAAUACGUCACCAAAAUCCUCCUCGCGCUCUGCCUCGCCGAAGGAAACCGCCACGUGGCGGUAGAGGCUGGAGCCGCUCGAGCAGUGGUGGAAACGGCGGCUGGGCUAGAGAUCUCAGCGGUGGAACGAGCCUUAGCCGCGUUGGAGCUCAUGUGCACGACGACGGAAGGCGCGGCGGAGGUACGUGCUCACGCGAUGACGGUGCCGGCGAUGGUGGCAGUAAUGGCGAGAUUGGCAGGGAGAGGAAGAGAAUACGCCAUAAGCAUACUCUCCGUGGUAUACGGGAAAGGAGGAGGAGGAGGAGGAGGAGGAGAGGAGAUAGCGGUGGCGCCGGCGGAAGAGGUGGCUAGAGCGGUGGCGUUGGCGCUGGAAGGAGAGUGUACAGCGAGAGGGAGGAGAAAAGGGGCCCAACUAUUGAAGACACUAGAGGAAUAUGGACGGUUGGAUCUGAGUCAGAAUGGGACAUGAACCAAAUGAAAUCUAACGGUUGAGAUUAUGUCAGAUGACAAAAAGAAAAAUUAUAAUAAAAAAAACUGAAAGCUAGUUAUUAUAUAAUUUGGGGGUCACGGGCUUGUUGUUCUUUUGUUAAAGAUUGUUGUGGGCCUUCGUCUCUGUCUCCUCUCUAUUGUGUGUAUAUAUAUAUAUAUAUAUAUAUAUAUAUAUAUAUAUUUACAUUAUUA